ACCGAGUUCCGUCCUCACGAGACACCCGUAACUCACGAGGUCGAGUCAAGCGCCGCAGCCCCGAGUACUAGUAGACUCCCGGCUCCGUCCACAGUACACUGCACUUGUUCUCGUACGUCCAUCUCCGCGCACGCCCCUCAGUCACACCCGCAGGUCAUUCGCCACUCGCGUGCUGCAACUCAAACUCCAGUCUUUGUAUUCAAUCGAGCGCGGCUCUUCGAACGAUCCGUUUCGCUUCCCUGACCGCCACAUCCUCCACCGCCUCUCCCCACCUUACCUAGAGUCCGGCCGUCAAGUUCCUAGCAAGAUGGGCAUGAGCUAUCGCCGCUAUCUCUCUGGUGCCCGUAUCUACGGCUGCUCGACAUGCAGGACCCAUUUGGCUACCAUACACUCGAUGAUCUCCCGAGCUUUCAACGGGCAACAUGGCAGGGCGUACCUUUUUGACGGAGUUGUGAAUGUGGUUGAAGGCGAUCCAGUCGACAGGCAAAUGACCACUGGAAAUCAUACCGUCCGCGACAUCUAUUGCUGCAAGUGUGGGACGACACUCGGCUGGAAAUACGAUCAUGCGUACGAGCCGUCGCAGAAAUAUAAAGAGGGCAAGUACAUCCUGGAACGAAACUUGCUGGUGGACGUCCAGUGAGCGGCCCGUGCGCCGCGCUCCCGCCUCCUGCGCCUGCGGAGGGCCUGACGAGAUCGACGCUAGUGCCUCGCACUUCAUUCAUGUCUUCGCUCGUCAUGUUCCCAGGACGCACGGCUAUACCAGCUUUCGGUCGUCGGUCACUGCGAUUCCGGUCUCACAUCAGCACACCUCCCGCAACCCCCCAUACCACCCUCUCUCAACACCAUAACCGCUAUCGUCCUUCGCACUGCAAACUAACCCACCAGUGCCCCGGCGAGCCGCUGCUCGCAUGUACAUCGCGUACGUGCCGCCCAUCCCCUCACAAAGCAGCUCGCGUCUGCGCCUCGGAACUGCGCCAUCGCAAUACGCUAACAGGCGUUGAUGCGCGAGCCUCCGGGGACACAUACCAGGCUGCGGAAGACGCUGCUCCCGCAGCUGUCUGUAUUCUAGUUCCCGUCACCUUAGACAUGAAGUGAUGGUGACUCCUGUCCCCAUCCAUUCUCUCUCCUUGGUUCUUGAGGCGCCUCCAUGUGGACGUCGCUUUAUUCGACCUUAGAGCUACUGUUGUUCCCUUCCGCCUUAUACCGCUAAUAUAACCCAACACCUUGGCUUCCAUGAGACCAGCUUCGUGUUUCAUCGCUGCAUCGUCUUUGCAGCAUUCAUUGAAGCACGCGUGUCAGGUUAGCUAGGCGUGUCCCUCUCAGCCUCCGCCUCCGCCCUACUUAUUAUGAAAUCUAUGUUAGCUGUAUAUACGCAAAGCUUUUGCAGUGUUUAGAGAACUGGCGUAUGUAUAACAUGUAUGUCUGUCGAUAGCAAAUCAAGUUCAUUGAUGC
Dichomitus squalens LYAD-421 SS1 is the source of this 1452-nucleotide messenger RNA. RefSeq names its product yippee-like protein. The record is from RefSeq and is a predicted model, not a curated record. Lineage: Eukaryota; Fungi; Basidiomycota; Agaricomycetes; Polyporales; Polyporaceae. Gene Ontology annotation, cellular component: ubiquitin ligase complex. The transcript has 4 exons. Bases 308 to 640 code for a protein of 110 amino acids.